Molecule: messenger RNA, 735 nt
Organism: Exophiala dermatitidis NIH/UT8656
Lineage: Eukaryota; Fungi; Ascomycota; Eurotiomycetes; Chaetothyriales; Herpotrichiellaceae
Exons: 2
Coding region: 1-735 (244 amino acids)
Source: RefSeq, a predicted model, not a curated record
AUGAAGUUCUUCUCUCUUGCUGCUCUCGUGACCAGCGUUAGCGCUGCAGCCCUCGCCCCCCGUGGAGAUGACCAAUAUCCUCCAGGUGCCCUCAAUCGCCGUGGAGGUGACCAAGGUCAAGGCCCUCCAGCAGGAGGCCCUGGAGGUGCUGGAAACUGGGGUGACUGGAGCAAGUCUGCUGUGACCGUGACCGAGACUCAGACGGCGUGGUCCACUACCACUGAAACUGUUCCCACAACCGUCUAUGCGACCACAACUCAAGUUGUUCCCACAACAGCCUAUGUGACCACGACUCAAGUUGUGCCCACGACGGCAUAUGCUACCAUCACGGCAUUCCAAACGGCCUUUAAGACCACGACCGUUGUUAACACCGCAACGGUGACGACUGCCACCCCUGUAUACAAGACGGUGACCCAAACAUCCGUCAGCACUGCCUAUGCUACGGUGACCCAGACGUCCGCCACGACUGCCUAUGCUACGGUCACAGCCACGACCACUAAUUACGCCACGGCAACAAUCACUGCUCUGAAGACCGUCUUCCAGACCGCCACUACAACUGCCUAUGCGACGGCCACGACCACGGCUUAUGCCACUGUCACUGCCACCACCACUAAUUACGCUACGGCCACCACCACUGCUUACGUCACACCUGCUCCUGUGACCCAGUAUGUGACCGUGACUGCGACCGUGACUGCACAGGCGGCCAAGCAGACUUGGGGUGACUGGCACGCUUGA